AUGGCCGCGCCGGUGCAGCCCAAGAAGCCUGUUGGUGGCGCCUACGGCCAGUUCAUGAACGAGAAGCGCGCCGAGUUCCAGAAGGAGCUGGUGGGGCAGAAAGCAUCGGAGGUUUCAAAGCUUUGCGGUGAGCGUUGGAAGAAGCUUAGCGAUGCUCAAAAAGCCAUCUACCAGAAGAAGUACGACGCCGUCAAGGAGAAGUACCAGAAGGACCUGGAGGCUUUUGAGAAGGCCGGGGGUGUGAAGGAGAAGAUCACUCGCAAGGGCAAAGACGAAAAGGCAAAGGGUAAGAAGACGAAGGACCCGGAUGCCCCGAAGAGGCCAGCGGGCGGUGCCUACGGUGUGUUCCUCGCCGAAAACCGCGCUGAGAUCAUCAAGACCCUUCCGAAGGGCUACAAGGUCCCUGAUAUCGGCAAGGCAGCUGGUGCCAAGUGGAAAGCCCUAUCGGAGAAGGAACAGAAGCCCUAUCAGGAGAAGUACCAGAAGAAGAACGAGGAAUACAAGGCUGCCAUGGAAGAGUACAAGAAGCUGCACGGCAAAGAUGCUCCAGUGAACGAUGACGAGGAGAUCGCAGAGCCCGCCAAGAAAAAAUUGAAGGGGAAGAAGACCUCCUAG
This is a messenger RNA of Symbiodinium sp. CCMP2592, 615 nucleotides long. Lineage: Eukaryota; Dinophyceae; Suessiales; Symbiodiniaceae. The record is from the annotation of a GenBank genome assembly.